AUGGAGAGAUAUGGUCCUACAGGCAGGACCGCGGAACAGGCAGACGAGGCGUUCACCUCCGCGCUUGGAUCGCUUGCGUCGUCCAGCGCAGAGCUGACCGAUGCCAUGAGCAAUCAGGCAAGACCAAGACGACAGCAGGGAGAUCCCUGCGUGAUUCCCAACGAAGACGCACAGACGAAUUCCCUAGGCACCGAAAGAAGAUUCUACUCGAAACCUGGCAAGGAACAGAGAAGAACAACCGAGCUUCCAGUGGAGAGUGCCGCAGCGCCGCUCUUCCCCCUCCAGGGCGCCGCGGCGGUGUCCGCACCCACUGUGACAUCACCCGUCCCGGAUGUCCAGGCCUCCGAGGAAUACCCACCAGGAAAGGCCCUGAGAGGUAAGCACACCUACGGAACCCCGCCAGAGCAUCCUCGGCACUCGCUCGCGACAGAGUCUUCGGCUCUUCCCCAGCUGUUCCAGGAGUCCAGUCUGUCUGUGUCGAUGUCUUCUCGCUCCGCUGGAAGGGGAAGCCUGCGCACGGAAGCGUCGGUUUCUUCCCACGGUACUGCGUCUUCCUCCACGUCGCGCCCUUCGAAAGCAUCGUUUCUCGUCGCUGCCACGGAACGACGCCUUCGUACACCGUGGGCACGCCGUAGAGGGGAUCCAGGAGAGCAGGAAGAAGGAAAGGAAACGAGCCUGCGGGGUUUACGGGCCGGCUCUCGUCCCGGGAGCGACGGAGUCAAAGAUCUCUUUUUUCGCAUCCCUCGGACCUCGUUGAACAGUGAAAAAACGAAAGGCGACAAAACAUAUGCAGCGCCAAUGCGCGACAAGCCAUCAACUCCAGAGAUGCAAGAGUCUCCUCUGUCCAUUGGCGGCGAGAGCGAAGGUGGGACCCUGGCCUCGACCUUUGGACAAGAAUGGGGGGAGAAAGAGGAAGCCCUGUCCGGGGGUCGAGGCUCUGGACCAUCCCCGCUGCAGCACUAUGCCGCACGCAUCUUUUCUCGGGGCGAAUCGGACGAGACGGCGUUUGGCACAGGUUUCCGUCUCAGCGAGGCGAGAGUUCCCGCCAGCGGUUUUUCUUACUCUUCGCCCGGGGACUCCUUUUCGCACAGCCUCUUUUCUUCUUCGCCUGGAGGCUCUGCUUGCUCUCAAGGAGCGCUCUCUCACCCCGCACUCGCUUCGCUGUCUCCCCCCGGGACUGCCUCCCUUCUCCUGUCUCCUCGCCACAGGGCGUCCACCCCUCAAGACCCGUGUCGGAGACACGAGGGCCGCCCGCUCUUUUCAGGCCAGCCAAGGCGGACCGAGGCCGAAAUGAAGCUUCCGGUUGAUCAUAACGCCUCGCCGUCCUCUCAGCUUCUGAGCAAAAUCGACGCGGCGUACCGGGCUGUGAAGAACUGGGUUGAGGACAGUUUCCUCGUCGACAUCAAUCGGUCGCUACUGUAUCCUUCGCCGCAAGCGUCCCAUCGCGGCGACGCCUCUCGCGAGGAGACGCCUUCGUGUCCCUCGUCCUCGCUGAAAAGGGGCGUGCUGAAAACCGGAGGCCUGUCCCUCACGUCUCCCUUGGAGGACGGCACAGCGUUAACCCUGUCCCCAUCCACUGCCGGGAGCGCCCCGCAGUUCGGAGACAGCACCAGUGGUUCUGCGAGAGAGAAGGACCGAGCUGAAGAGGCCGUCUGGAGACGGGCGAGAGCGGGAGAGAAGGAGCCGACGCCGUCCCUCUUCCGCUCAACUCGCCAGCGCUACCCAGUGUCUCCUUCAGCCGUGACGGACGGCUCUUCAGCUCCUCUCUCUCCCUCGUUCCGAACACGUCCGCGGAGACGCAAAGGUGCAUCGGCUCCGCACCUGCUGUCUCCUCUCGCCGUAGGCGGAAGGCAAGAAGAUCCACGUCGCCGCGCGACGGAGAGACGAAGGCGACUCCCUUGGCGCGGCUUCGAAGACGCCACGGGGUCGCCUUCGCUGCAGUCUGGAAGGAGAGGGAGACAGGCCGCAGAGGAAGAAAAAACAUCUCAUAAAGGAGGGAAGCGGGGGCCCGCACUUGACGAGUCAACAACGAGACAUGGCGGAGCAAGUCCGGAGCGACAGUGUCUUGGACGGUCGGAGACACCUGUCUCCUCGCGCGGUGGGGACCAGCAGGCUCGGGGUGCGGGCGACGAGGAAGCCAACAAGCGACAGGGAGAAACAGGCUUUGGGACAAAUCGCCGCCGCGCCUCUUCUGAGCACGUCGGCUCACCCCGUCAAGGGCGUCGGCUAGACGGAGAAGGCAACGGCGACUGGGGACGCACUGGAGAGCUGUGGAGAGGCAAACACGGAGACACGACUUCCGAAAAAGGCGAGAGCUCUGAAUUGGAGAAGGAAGUGGCCGCGAAUCGACUGGAGGGACAGUUUCGUAAAGACGCGGAAAGCCGCGCCCCCUUGAGGGCAGGGCUGGGGUUAGGGUCUCGAGAACGCAGGCGCACCCUGCGUGGAGAGCAAGCGGAGAUCAAACGAGCUUCGCUUGCUGAAGACAAGUGGACCGAGGAGAAAGGCGAAGCGAAGCUACUCGCGAGGCUGGCUCCGCACGUCGGCCUACCUGCGUCCCGAGGCACUGGCUUUUCGCCCCCUUUCACGGGACGCCUGAGAAGGCGACGGCGAGACAGAAGAAAGCGAGACGGAGAUGCACGCGAAGAGGGACUGGAGGCGUGUUUCGACUCGUCUUCAUCGGCGCUCAGCCGCGCGUCCCCAGAGACUCAGCGCGCUGGAACCUCCGAAACUCGCGCGCCGUCGCCUCCGGCCGCCGCCCCCCCACAGAAGGCGGUGUCGCCUGGCGCACUCCACCGAGGGCGAAGUCCUGAAGUCAAGUUCUCGGGCCAUCUUUCCGAGGGCUCGCGAGGCGGCAGGCGUCUCUCUCUGGCCUCGACGCCCCGCGACGUUCCUCUCUAUCUGAAGCGCAGGCCUGUCCUGGAAUUCGCCGACCCCGCAGUGGAACAAGCGUAUGGGUCCUACCUCGCGAAAAUGCGCCGCCCGCGACUCGUCGCCAUUGGCAUCGUCCUCAUUCUCCUCAACCUCAUGUAUGACAUCCCCGAGUAUAUCUCGUUUUUCUGCCGGGAAGACGUGAGGGAGUGGAACCGAGGCAAGACGUUCGAGACCGACGGAGACUCCGGCCUUCCAAAGUGGUGGCUGAAUCCCUCAGCGACUCCUAUUGGGGGCGACGCACAUCGCCGCACAAUCGCCAGGACGGCGUUGAGAGACAGUGCGCCUGAGGCGAGAGUCUCGAGGCCUUCUGCCAUCGCGCCUGCGCAAAUGCCUGCGGAUCCUGAAGGCUCCAGCGUGGACAUGGGAGCGAGCGAAGAGAGAGGCAAGGCGUUUCGCCGCCCCUGGGGAGGGUCCGAGGGCACUCGUGAAGCAAGCGAGGAAGAAAGACUCCGGUUCGGGGGACCGACGAGGGGAGAGAAGGAAAGGGAUCAAGCGCGGCAUGACCGGCAGGCUGUGCGGGAAACAUUUCGAAGCACGGGAAGACGCCUGGGAGAUGAAGGCGUCCGAGAGAACGCAGACGACAAAGAGCGGGCGACGCGCGCCUCUGAGGAAAGGUUGGCGGGGACAGUGUGGAGGAGAAGAGAACGGUCGGUGGACCCAGGCUUGACGCGACUGACUGGAAGAGCCGGGAGAUCACUCUUUAGCAGAAAAAGACCGGAAGAAAGAGAGGGAAGUGGAGAAGCAGGGAGCAGCAGCACCUUGCUUGUGAUUCCGGCGCACAGAGACUCUCUGUUUUUGCAUCACCAGAAGAGCCGAAGAAUGCCUCGCCGCCUCUCAGCAGUGUCGCUGUCGGACCCAGAGGGCAUCCUCUCCGUUUUGCCACACCACGUAGACAGAGGCAGCGACGCACUGCCGACGAAAGCAGAGCCUUUGGCUUCUUCUUCUGCUCCCACGUGGAUGGCGGUUUUGUGGGUGUCUUUCGAUAUCGGCGAGCUCCUUCUUCAGCUCGGCCUCACGUUUUCCAGUCAUCUUCCGUUCAUCAGAACCCAUACAGAGAAGUGCAUCUCUCUGGCUCUAACUUCCACGACGUUCCUCUCGUCUUUGAAGCCGAUCAUCAUUCUCGGCCACACUUCCCACCUUGUAGGGCGCGAACGUGCUGCCCUUGAAGCGCUAGAGACAGGGAACGGACAGUACAGAAGAGCAGGCCCAGGGGAGGAAGACGGCAGAGUCUCGACGGGACAGCUCCUCCAUCUCCACAGACUGCUCGUUUUUCUCCUCCUCGCUCUCCUUCUUCUCUUCACUGUCCUGGGCGUCUGCUUCCUGAGUCUCCCUUCCUCUCUCUUCUUCUUCGCGUGGUGCCUAGGCGUCGCCACCUGGUUGGUGAUGGCGAGUUGCGCCAUAGGCGGAUCCCUCAGCGAGUUGAUGCAUCGGAAAACGUUCUACAGCGUAGUUGCCAGAGGGAACGCGCCCGUCCCGAGCGCGCGGAAGCUGGCGGACGACGAGGGCAAGAGACGCAUGCCGUUCAGCGGCAAAAACAUGUUGGAGCAGCUCACCGAGCUCGUCAAGACAAUGGAGGCGACGUUAGCGGAGGUGGACACGUACCGUCUGGAUCGCCACACAUACCUCUCGUUCGCCCACAUUCGUUCUUUGCAAACAAAGUGUUUAGAUGUCUUGACUUCUGGGACAGACAUCUACGCCGUCACGUGGGAUUCGCAAACUGUUCCGAGAGAAAUACAUCUCCACUGCUCACGCCACUUGGAAAACGCCUACGCGCAUGCAGUGGGAAGUGCAGCGACCGCUGCCGGCGCGUGUCUCCACGGCGUCCUCGGCGCAUGCACAGCCUUACAGGAGGACCCGCGAGAAGACGGAGACGACGGAGACGAAGUGGGAGAUGAGAGCGAAGACUGCGAGGGCACAGAAGACCAGGUGAGCGAUUUCUGGUCGCGGCUGAAACAGGCCGCAGGCGGGUCAAAGCCCCCGUCAGCUGCGGAGAAGGAGGAUGCGGGAGAGGAAAACCGAGCAGGGACAGGAGAGACAGAGAGAGAGACGGCCGCGGAACCGGACGGCGAGCAGGAACAAAACAGAGGAGAUACGGAAGCUGGAGAGAAGAGAAAAGGGGCGACGGAGAUAUCGCGCGAAGACGAGGUCCGAAAGAGAUCACUGAGACAUCACAGUCUCCAGAUGAACAAGGAGGUCGGGAUCAACUCUGGUGGCGCAUGCAGCGCGUCUCGCGAGGGCUGUAGAGAGCCUCACUGUGGAAGCACCGAAGAGGGGGAAGACGAGACAGAAGGAAGGAAAGAUUUCGUGAGCCGCUUCGACCAGCGCAUGUUUUCGUCGCCGGAGUUAGGAGAAACAUUAGAAAGACAGACUGACACCGAGGUUGCGAGUGAGAAAGAGGAGGAACAAAACGUGAAGGGAAACCCACAAAAGUGGCAAAGUGGAGAAUUCGACACGAGGAGUGAAGUCUGCCUUGACGCCUCUCUUCGACGACCUAAGCCUGCCGCAAGCCUUGCCCGUGUCGGCCUCGCCUGGACACUCGAUCUGUUUUCCCUCGAUGCGCUGAGCAAUGGAAACGUCCUCGUCGCCGUCGGCCUCCACCUUCUGCUUCCCCACCGAGAGAAGGGACAUUUGCGCUGCUCCAAGGCCGCCCUCGGCUCGUUCCUGCAGAAUCUCCAGAGUCUGUAUCUGCCGAAUCUUUAUCACAACCGCGUCCACGCGGCAACUGUCGCGCACCUGUCGGUUUUCCUGUCUCGAACCGCGGGUCUCAGUCCAUGGCCCGCGCGUUGUUCCUUGCGGGCGAAGAAGAAAGCGACGCUCCGCAGUCCGCCAACUGACCAUUCGUGGGAGCGAAGCGAUGUGGAGACCCAGACAGCGUGUGCGUUCCCGUCCGACUUCUCUUCGAGUCAACUCCCCUCGUUUUCCGGUUCGAAUCCACGCAGCACGCCGGCAUCAACGGCGUUGGAGUCUUUCCGCGAGGCGAGACCGGGACCCGAGUCUCAGCCCGAUUCCCCCGAAGUUCCGCCUUCGUUUCGCGCAUCUGCGACUUCCGCCUGUCCAACGCGACCAGAGAAAAGCGCAUGGGAGCCACCAGCGCGGCUUCUGGCCUCUCAGGGGCAGAGCGUGAGCGGCGCUGCCUUCUCCUCUCUCAGUCACCCCCAGUCUUCUGGGCACACACGCUGUGCGUCGCUCUCUUUCGAAGCCUCAGCACCGCACGGGAGUGAAGCAGGCAGAAGAACGCCUUCUCCGCUUCCUUCACGACCCCGGUACUUGAGGUUCUCUCCGAGCCAGAGUGCGCAGGCGCCCACCCCUCACGGCUCCGACGGAGACCCAGGAGGGAGUUUCCACGCCAUCGGCCACGACGCGCGAGAGAAAGGAGGAAUCUACGGCGAGGAAGAUGAUGUGAAAACCGUUACUGUCGACCGGGACUGCGGGAGCCAAUUCGGAGACCGGCGCGCAAAAUCUUGCCGUGGUGGAUGCGAGGGGGAACGGCGAAAAGCACGCGACGGAGACAGCGGGAGGGAGUCGGGGCCGGAAGCCUUUCCAGCCGCAGACGCGUUUCUGAGAGGAGACGCUGGGCGGCCGAGGGAUCUCACAGGGCCCGCAGGACGAGACGGGAAGGAAAGUGAGGAGAGCAGGCGCCGCCCGCGUCCGACGUCUCCGCAAGACUCGCCAGAACCGACAGGGGAACGAUAUCCAAAAAGUGACCGCGGCGCGCAGGACGCAGCAGCUCGCAUGAUCGACGACGAAACAAUUCUUUGCUUCGCCGCGCUAGGCCAUGACGUCGGGCAUCCUGGAUUCAACAACGCUUUCCUCGUGGCAACCAAUCAGCCGAUUGCUCUCGUUUACAAUGACCACGCGGUGCUCGAGAACUAUCACGCCUACAUCACGUUCCGCACCUUGACAUGUUACGCUGCCGCAACCAACAAAAACGACAAAGGGGGCGAGAGCAGCGUUCUCAAGGGGAUAACUCCGGCAGAGUACCGGUAUUUUCGAAAGCAUCUCAUCGAACUGAUUCUCGCGACCGACAUGAGCCAGCACUUCAGCACGAUCUCGACUGUGCGAGUUCGACGAGAAAGCCGCUCCUUUAACUUUUCCACGAAUGAGGAGGACCGGUGGAUGAUGAAGAAACUGUGCAUAAAGAUCGGAGAUAUCGGCCACGCUGCACUCGAGUGGGACCAACACUACAAAUGGUCGAUGAGGGUCACCGAGGAAUUCCUUCUCCAAGGAGACGCAGAGUUGAAAGCGGGUCUCCCCGUCUCUCCGUUGUGCGACAGAAAAGCUCCGGAGAUAGAGUUCCACAAAUCUCAAAGUAGCUUCAUUAACUAUCUCGUUGUUCCCCUCAUCAACGAGCUUGUGGGUUGCCUGGAAGCCCAACCCCGGCACUCGCAGGGGUUGCCUUCGCUGCCCGCGGGGGCGGAAACCGCAGACAAAAGCACAAUCAAUAGUUCAUUGUUGAGUACGAUGCACACGGGAAGCAGUCAUCCUCACAGUACAAGCUCGUCGAGUAAGAAUUACGGGUCCUUAGACAUGGCGUCGAGUCGUCGAACGUGCCAAACUCAAAAGAAAACCAGUGUUUCUCCCCUCAGCCUCUACUUGCGAAAGGAGACGCUUCGGGCUUCAGGCGAACGCCCGUCGGAGGAUGAGGUCCAGUUGGGAGUGUUGCCAGCGGACAGGAUUAGAGAAAUUGUCCUUUUCCAGGCUUUGCGAAACGCAGAGCGCUGGUCAGCAAGAGCCCGUUCAUUAGAGGAGAAAAACACAAAGACACCGGCUGUAUCUGUCACGUCGGCCAGGAAGGUCGACGCGUGUGAGGCGCCUUCGAAAGGCUUAAACACUGCGCAGAGAAGAGAGGAAGACGCCAUUAAGUCGCAGAAGUGCUUCUCGCUUUCGGCCUUCUCUUCCUCCCUUCCUCAGUGCCACAUUCCUGGCUCAUGCACCCCUCCUGGUGCACAGAGCGCUUCUUCGUCUUCGACUCGAAACCACCGGCGGCGGCUCCUGCGGCCACGAACGUACUCCCCAGCUCGCUUUGGCACUCCGGGAGAAGACGAAAAAGAAGCAGAGUUCACCAGUAGAGAUGAAGGGGGUUCGGCGACGCAUCUGGUUUCACCCAGCGGAUGCAGGCACGGAAAGAAAGAGAGAGGUAAGGAGAGAAAAGGGAAACCGCCGAGAAGACGAAGCUGGAUGACGGCGACGGAAAACAGGAAAAGGCGGGAACGAGAGGAGGAGCGAAGAAGCGAGCGAACGCGCGUGAAGGAGAGCAUUUUGAGGGGGAUCCUCAGAAGAGAAAAAGAAGAUGGAAGAAUAAGGGACGUGACGCGAGACGGCAUUCUAGCUAGCAUCCUCAAGCAUGAAAAGCAGGAGCCCGAAACGAGAAGAGAGGACGGCAAUGAGAUGAUGUUUAGCACUCGAGAGAAGGUCGGAGACAACCCAGAAGGCAGCAGGAUGAGCUGUGCCAGCAACGGGGGCCGGGACGGCGAGGGGCGAGACGAUGUGGCGGAACAGAAAGGAGACACUUGCGUGAUUUUGCUAGAGGGAGAAGCCAAAGCCUCCGCGCAAGAAGAAACAGAGACAGGCCUAGCGGCGGAAAUCGUCGCGGCCUUGUCAGAGGAACAAGAACCAGCAGAGCGAAGAAGAGCGCGAGACGGUAGAGAGCAAGCCACGGGAAGACACGUGCAAAUAGGGGAGGCGACGCAGGCACAAAGGAGCCUAGACACAGACAGUCUGCACAAUGACGGAAAAGUGUGUGGAAAGGUAUAG
Messenger RNA from Neospora caninum, 8685 nucleotides. RefSeq names its product putative cGMP-inhibited 3',5'-cyclic phosphodiesterase. Gene Ontology annotation, molecular function: 3',5'-cyclic-nucleotide phosphodiesterase activity. The transcript is spliced from 7 exons. Bases 1 to 8685 code for a protein of 2894 amino acids. Lineage: Eukaryota; Apicomplexa; Conoidasida; Eucoccidiorida; Sarcocystidae. The record is from RefSeq and is a predicted model, not a curated record. Gene Ontology annotation, biological process: signal transduction.